Vidua chalybeata is the source of this 3488-nucleotide messenger RNA. RefSeq names its product telomeric repeat binding factor 2 (gene TERF2). Bases 1143 to 2909 code for a protein of 588 amino acids. The record is from RefSeq and is a predicted model, not a curated record. The transcript is spliced from 14 exons. Gene Ontology annotation, biological process: negative regulation of telomere maintenance via recombination; telomeric loop formation; negative regulation of telomeric D-loop disassembly. Gene Ontology annotation, molecular function: telomerase activity; protein homodimerization activity; double-stranded telomeric DNA binding. Gene Ontology annotation, cellular component: chromosome, telomeric region; nucleus; shelterin complex. NCBI's taxonomy places the organism in Eukaryota, Metazoa, Chordata, Aves, Passeriformes, Viduidae.
GUCCCCGCUCCCCCUCAGCCCCGGAACCCCCUCAGCCCCGGAACCGUCAGUCCCCGCUCCCCCUCAGCCCCGGAACCCCCUCAGCCCCGGAACCGUCAGUCCCCGCUCCCCCCUCAGCCCUGGAACCGUCAGUCCCUGCUCCCCCCUCAGCCCCGCUCCCCCCUCAGCCCCGGAACCCCCUCAGCCCCGGAACCGUCAGUCCCCGCUCCCCCCUCAGCCCCGGAACCGUCAGUCCCUGCUCCCCCCUCAGCCCCGGAACCCCCUCAGCCCCGGAACCGUCAGUCCCCGCUCCCCCCUCAGCCCCGGAACCCCCUCAGCCCCGGAACCGUCAGUCCCCGCUCCCCCCUCAGCCCUGCUCCCCCCUCAGUCCUGGACCCCCCUCAGCCCCUGCUCCCUUCACCCCCAUUCCCCCAGUACCGGCUCCGAGCCGCCCUGUUACCCCCGUGCCACCGGAGAGCACGGUGCCCGUCAGCAACCUGCCCUCAGCUUUUCCACUGUCCCUUGCAGUUCUUCCUGCAGGUUCCAAAGCAAAGCUCACACUCGGGCCUGACAAGAAGCGCUGGGCAAUUCUCUCCUCCCUCCAGCCACGUUGAGCAGCUUCAGGCUCAGAGGCCGUUCAGAAGCUCAGGGACCCGAGUAACUCAUGAACCCGAUGGUUUCCCUUUAGGAACUGGCAUUUGAUGCGUUUAUUUCCUUGUGCUUGCAGCACAGGUACAAGGCUGGGCGGUGCAUGUUUGUUUAACAAGUGCUGAGGAGGCAGAAACGCCGAGCUGUCAGUGCUAACCUGUGACCAGCACUAAAGGGUGGGAGAGCCUCCAGGACAGAGUUAGGAAUGUCCCCUGGGCCGAGGAGACACGUGUCCAAGCAGGACACCCCAGAGUGGCAGAGAACCACGCCAUGAUCCCGAGGAUCUGCUUCCAGUGCCAUCGCCUCCAGGCACCAGUUCUGCUUGGGAAUUGGUGAGGGGGAUUGGCAGGUGGCUGGAGCACAGAGCACAGCAGAGCGGAGGUUGUUCGGAAGACCAGAAAAAAGGCAAAAACCCGUGUCUGCGCCGGCAGGGUGGCACUGCCAGCUGCGGGUGACAGAGCUUAACACACCUAGGCCUGCCCAGGUGGUCUCAGCGCUUACAGAGGCCUGGCGGGAUGGCGACACGGCGGCGGGAGCGGGAUCCCGAUCCCGACGGGGCCGGGAUGGCGACGCUCCUUGAGAAGACCGUGAACGGCUGGGUCCUGCAGUUCUACUUCCACCGGGCCAUAGAGGCCUAUCGCUCCGGGCGCAACCGUGAUUUCCGCCAGUUCCGCGACAUCAUGCAGGCGCUGCUCGUGCGGCCCCUGGACAGGGAGCCGGACAUGACCCAGAUGCUCCGCAUCAUGCAGCUGCUGUCGCGGGUGGAGGAGGGCGAGAACCUCGAUUGCACCUUCGACAAGGAGUCAGAGCUGACCCCACUGGAGUCAGCCAUGCUUGUCCUGGACUUCAUCCAUGAGGAGUUCUCUGUGGCCGACAGGACGAUGGAGGCUGUGCAGAAAAUGGUCAAGGAAGCUGCUGUUGUCGUUUGUAUCAGGAACAAGGAGUUUGAAAAAGCUUCUGACAUCGUCAAGAAACACAUGGGGAAGGAGCCCAGAAACCAAAAGAAGAGGAACGAGUGGCUGGCUGUCAUCCGGGAGAAGAAUCCCUCUCACCCAAAGAUCAAAAACUUCUCCUACGAGGACUUCCAGCAGAGCAUCUUUGAGUUCCUCAAGGGCUACAUGGACGACUCGGAGCCCGCGCUGCUGACGUUAUUGAAAAAGACUUUGAAUUCGGAGCACGCCGGCAAAGCAAAAUCCUCGCUGCGGACUUCUGAGUUUGUAGAUGGGCUGAACGACCAGGCAGCAGCUCCAGAGGCCUCAGGAAGGGCAGAGGGCCCAGCCAGAGCUCCAGAGGUCUCAGGAAGGGUGGAGGACCCAGCCAGAGCUCCAGAGCUUGCAGGAGCAACAGAAGACCUGGAGGGAGCUACCUGCCCUGCAAAAAUACUAGCUAGUUCCACAGCAGCUCCAGAGAUUGUGGAAGAAGCCGGUGGCCCUGCAGCAGCUGUGGAACCCAUGGAAGCAGUCACUGACCCAGCAGCAACGCCUGAACACUUAACAGCAGCAUACGAGAUCCCGAAGGGCACUGCAGAGCCUAUGGAAGUAGCUAAAGAACCAGCAGCAGCAGCCCCAGAACUCCCCAGGGUGUCCACCAGGGAAUCACAAAGGCAGCCCCCCGGAGCUGUAACCUCGUGUGGGAUUUCUGUUCUGAGAGAAGCUUUCAAGAUCCUGUCAGACUCCGGGGACCCGGACGCCCUUUUCACCAAACUGGACCAAACAGACUUGCCUUCCCCCAAGCAACUGUCUCCUUCUGUAUCCCACAGAACCAAGAGAUGCAGAGAAGUGGAGAAUCAAGCUUCUGAGACCUCACAACCUCCUGAAAUACCCCAUAACAUCAAAAACUUGUUCAGCAUAAGCAAUCUGGUCAUGGAGUUGGACGGCUCCUCCAGCAAGUCGAGCGAGUGCCCCGACUCUUCCCAGGAGCACGUGGUCUCUUCUGCUUCCAAACCUGCUCCGAAACUGCCCGAUGAGCCCUUGUCUGCCCAGAGUGAGAAGUCCUUCCAAGGAAGGUGGAACAGCUCCUGUGGCACAGAGGAGAAGGACAGUUGGAGUGAUGAGGAUGAGCUCUUCGCAAAUGCAACAUCACUUGAGAAGAACAACCUCUCCAACAACAGCUCCAAGAAACAGAAAUGGACCAUGCAGGAGAGCGAGUGGAUCAAAGAAGGGGUGAAGAAGUACGGGGAAGGGAGGUGGAAAGCCAUUUGCCUGAGGUACCCCUUCAGGAACCGCACGGCAGUGAUGAUCAAGGACCGCUGGCGGACCAUGAAGAAACUGGGAAUGCUCUGAAGUUGGGAGCCAUGGGACUGUAUGGGUUUUGGACCUCUUUUUUUUUUUUUUUUUUUUUAAGCUAGACCAGGGAGUUGUCUGUGCCAGUGGGGGAAGCCCCUCUGACACCAAAACCGUGGCUGGCAGGAACCCAGGAGCCCUGUGCUCCUGCUGUCUCUGCAGAGAUCAGUGUGCUGCACGUGGCAGGGGCUGUUUGCCAUCACUCCCUUGUGGAAAAGGCAGCACUGAGUCCCAACACUUCUGUGGGGAAGAGAUCCAGGCAAGAGGAUCUACUUGCUUUUUUUUUUUCUCCCAUUCAUUUCUGUUUUGUAAAUGACUAAUCUGUGAAGAGAAAUUCCUCCCUUCCAGCUCUGAGGUUUAAAAAUACAAAAUUACUUUGUGUUUCAGUACUUGGAACUGUAUGUUCUUUCUGUGCUAAAAUUUUUAGUUCUGUCUGACUUUUGGUCACGUUUUCUUUGGACUUUUCCUGGUACUAUCCUUGCUGUGUGUGAGCUCCAAGGGUGCCACAUGUUCCUGCCUUCAAGUGCCAAAGCUGGAACAGUCACUUGUAAAAUAAAGUUCCUUUCUUGUUUAAUAUCA